Messenger RNA from Aphanomyces invadans, 1347 nucleotides. RefSeq lists its product as hypothetical. Bases 74 to 1264 code for a protein of 396 amino acids. Gene Ontology annotation, cellular component: Golgi membrane. Gene Ontology annotation, molecular function: GTPase activator activity. Gene Ontology annotation, biological process: regulation of ARF protein signal transduction; regulation of endocytosis. The transcript is spliced from 8 exons. The record is from RefSeq and is a predicted model, not a curated record. NCBI's taxonomy places the organism in Eukaryota, Oomycota, Saprolegniomycetes, Saprolegniales, Verrucalvaceae.
CCGGACUAACACCUCCCAAUUGAACCCAGCAUUCGAGGAUUCUGAACUCAGCAAGCACUCGGACGUCGACGGCAUGGCGCACCAAAUGGACUUGAGUGUGCAGCAAGAGCUGCGCAAGCUCCCUGGCAACAACAAAUGUGUCGACUGCGACGCGCCGUACCCGCAGUGGGCGACGGUCUCGUACGGCACGUUCAUGUGCCUAGAAUGCUCUGGCCGCCAUCGAGGCUUGGGGGUACACUUGUCCUUUGUUCGGUCCGUAUCGAUGGACUCGUGGACGGACAAGCAGAUCCGUUUGAUGCAGUUGGGCGGGAACGACCACUUUCGAAGCGAGUUUGACAAGGCUGGUGUUCCCAAGACGUUGAGCAUUGCCCAAAAGUACAACACACCGCAAGCCGAAGCAUUCCGCAAUCGGUUGAAUGCGUUGGUAGAGGGCACGACGCCAGCUCCACUGCCGCGAUGGGAUCCAUCGUCGCUGCCUAGUGGCACUGGCGGAGCCAGUGCCGGUGACGCGAAAGGCGUUGAAGCGCUGAAAGGCGAAACCGAGCAAGAAUAUGUCGCUCGCCAACUUCGUCUCCGUGAAGAAGCUCGUGCUCGUAUGGCGGCCAAGUUUGGAUCUGGCGGAAUGCAAGGAAUUGGCAGUGGCGGCCCCACGACAUCUUCAAGCAGCAGCGGCAGCGCCGGGGGGGGCUAUGCUGACGUCACGAGCUCUCUCGGCUCUGCCUUCAGCUUGCUUUCCACGACCGUGACGUCGGCGGCGUCGUCCGCAGCCAACCUCGUGAAGAACCCCGAGCUCACAAACACAGUCUCGUCUUCUUGGAGCACGAUGCAGGCCAAGCUCACGGACCCAGAACUGACCAACACGGUCAAGUCGACUGCGUCAUCCAGCUGGUCGUAUUUGACAACGACCACGUCGUCGCUGCUGAAAAACGCUCAGUCGCUGGUCGACCCAAACGCCGCAAGUUCGUCUGGGGGAGCUAACGACGGUCUCUUCUUCCCGCGUACGAAUCCCAACUUGCCGGAAACAAGCAAGUAUGAAGGAAUUGGCGCAUCGACGUUGAACCGACCUGCUCCUGCGCCGACCUCGUCGCGAACAGCCUCCUUUGACAGCCUUCCCGCCCCACCUGCGCCCGCAUCGACGACAUCGCUCCAGAAGCCAGAGCCGUUGGGCUCGACCUUGGCGCCGUUGCCGGUGCCAGCCCCAGCGGCUGCCCCGAAAAAAGAAGUGAAAAAAGACGUCGAUUUCUUUGGGGAAUUUGGAAUGUAAUUUGCAUGGUUCGUUCGUUGGUGUAGUUUUUUUAAUGGACGAAAACGUACUACAGAAUAAAAAAAGAUUUUUUGCGUUUCCGU